This is a messenger RNA of Arvicanthis niloticus (Nile rat), 6843 nucleotides long. It is a transcript of the gene Ptprz1, whose product is annotated as protein tyrosine phosphatase receptor type Z1. Lineage: Eukaryota; Metazoa; Chordata; Mammalia; Rodentia; Muridae. Gene Ontology annotation, biological process: peptidyl-tyrosine dephosphorylation. The record is from RefSeq and is a predicted model, not a curated record. Gene Ontology annotation, molecular function: protein binding; protein tyrosine phosphatase activity.
CACACACACACACACACACACACACCAUAUCCACCUAGACCCUGGCCAGUCACCGGCGUCCCCUGCCUCGGUGUCCCCACUGUCUGCACCCUAAACUGUACCCCUGCGGCUGGCGAGGGGCCGCGGACCCGGCUGGAGAUGCGAAUCCUGCAGAGCUUCCUCGCGUGCGUUCAGCUACUGUGUGUGUGUCGCCUGGACUGGGCUUAUGGAUACUACAGACAACAGAGAAAACUUGUUGAAGAGAUUGGCUGGUCCUACACAGGAGCACUAAAUCAAAAAAAUUGGGGAAAGAAAUAUCCAAUAUGUAAUAGCCCAAAGCAGUCCCCUAUUAAUAUUGAUGAAGAUCUUACACAAGUCAAUGUGAAUCUUAAGAAACUGAAAUUUCAGGGCUGGGAAAAAGCAUCCUUGGAAAACACAUUCAUUCACAACACUGGGAAAACAGUCGAAAUAAAUCUCACCAAUGACUACUAUCUCAGUGGAGGACUUUCAGAAAAGGUCUUCAAGGCAAGCAAAAUAACUUUUCACUGGGGAAAAUGCAAUGCGUCAUCUGAAGGAUCGGAACAUAGCUUAGAAGGACAGAAGUUCCCACUUGAGAUGCAAGUCUACUGCUUUGAUGCGGACCGAUUUUCAAGUUUUGAGGAAGCAGUUAAAGGAAAAGGAAGGUUAAGGGCUUUAUCCAUUUUAUUUGAGGUUGGAGUUGAAGAAAAUUUGGAUUACAAAGCCAUUAUUGAUGGGACUGAGAGUGUUAGUCGUUUUGGAAAGCAGGCUGCCUUAGAUCCAUUCAUCUUGCAGAACCUCCUGCCAAACUCCACUGACAAGUAUUACAUUUACAACGGCUCAUUGACAUCCCCUCCCUGCACAGACACCGUCGAAUGGAUUGUUUUUAAGGAUACAGUUAGCAUCUCUGAAAGCCAGCUGGCUGUAUUUUGUGAAGUUCUCACAAUGCAACAGUCAGGGUAUGUCAUGUUGAUGGAUUACCUACAGAACAAUUUCCGAGAACAACAGUACAAGUUUUCCAGGCAGGUGUUUUCCUCAUACACUGGAAAGGAAGAGAUCCACGAAGCAGUGUGUAGUUCAGAACCAGAAAAUGUGCAAGCUGACCCUGAGAAUUACACCAGCCUUCUGGUCACGUGGGAAAGACCUCGGGUUGUUUAUGACACGAUGAUUGAGAAGUUUGCAGUUCUGUACCAGCCACUGGAGGGAAAUGACCAAACCAAGCAUGAGUUUUUAACAGAUGGCUAUCAGGACUUGGGUGCCAUUCUCAAUAAUUUACUACCUAACAUGAGUUACGUUCUCCAAAUAGUGGCCAUAUGCUCUAAUGGCUUAUAUGGAAAGUACAGUGACCAACUGAUAGUCGACAUGCCUACUGAGGAUGCGGAACUUGACCUUUUUCCUGAAUUAAUUGGAACUGAAGAAGUAAUCAAGGAGGAAGAAUAUGGAAAAGGCAAUGAAGAAGACGCAGUCUUGAAUCCUGGUAGAGACAGUACCACAAACCAAAUAAGGAAAAAGGAACCCCAGGUUUCUACCACAACUCACUAUAAUCACAUGGGGACUAAAUAUAAUGAAGCCAAGACUAACCGAUCUCCAACAAGAGGAUCUGAAUUAUCCGGAAAGAGUGAUGUUCUCAACACAUCCCUGAAUUCUACUUCCCAACAAGUUGUUGAAUUAGAUACAGAAAGAGAAAUUUCCUUCACUUCUCAGACUGGAACUAACCUGCCACCACACAGUGUAGAAGGCACUUCAGCCUCCUUAAACAGUGGCUCUAAAACUCUCUUUGUCUUCCCACAGAUGAACUUGUCUGGGACUGCAGAAUCCUUAAAUAUGGUUUCCAUAACAGGGUACAAAGAGGUGUCUGCUGACAUCAGUGAGGAGGAAAACUUACUGACUGAUUUCAAGCUUGAUACGGGAGCCUAUGAUUCUUCAGGCUCCAGUCCUGCAACCUCCACCGUCCCUUUUUCCUCUGAUAAUAUAUCCCAUGGAUACAUAGCAUCUUCAGACAUGCCCGAGGCAAUCACGUAUGAUGUCCUUAAGCCAGGAUCUACAAGAAAUGCUCCCGAGGAUUCAGCACCAUCAGGUUCAGAAGAAUCACUAAAGGAUCCCACUCUUGAAGGGAGUGUAUGGUUUCCUGGCUCCACGGACCUAACAACACAGUCUGAGACUGGGUCUGGCAGAGAGAGCUUUCUCCCGCUUAACUCCACGGACAUACAAAUUGAUGAAUUGGCGGAGACAACUGAGUCAUUUUCUCAAGAUGUUACCAUGUCACAGGGUCCUUCAGUCACAGAUAUGGAAAUGCCACAUUAUUCUACCUUUGCCUACCUCCCAACCGAAGUAACACCACAGGCUUUCACUCCAUCCUCCAGACCGCUUGAUUUGGCUCCCACUAGCAACAUCCUCCAUUCGCAGACAACUCAACCAGUAUACAAUGGUGAGACACCUCUUCAACCUUCCUACAGUAGUGACGUCUUUCCUCUAGUCACCCCUUUGUUGCUUGACAAUCAGACCCUCAACACUACCCCUGCUGCUUCAAGUAGUGAUUCGGCCUUGCAUGCUACGCCUGUAAUCCCCAGUGUCGGUGUGUCAUUUGAAUCCAUCCUGUCUUCCUAUGAUGAUGCACCUCUGCUCCCAUUUUCCUCUGCUUCCUUCAGUAGUGAAUUGUUUCACCAUCUGCAUACGGUUUCUCAAACCCUUCCGCAAGUUACUUCAGCUGCUGAGAGGGAUGAGCUGUCUUUGCAUGCUUCUCUGCUGGUGGCUGGGGGUGAUGUGCUAUUAGAGCCCAGCCUUGUUCAGUAUUCUGAUGUGGUGUCACAUCAGGCCACUACUCGCGCUGCUUCGGACACAUUGGAAUUUGGUAGUGAGUCUGCUGUCCUUUAUAAAACAUCUAUGGUUUCUCAGAUUGAAUCACCCAGCAGUGAUGUCAUUAUGCAUGCAUAUUCUUCAGGGCCUGAACCUUCUUAUGCCGUUGAGGGCCCCCACCACGUGCUCACUGUUUCUUACAGUUCUGCAAUACCUGUGCAUGAGUCUGUUGAUGUAUCUGAUCAGGGGUCCUUACUUAUCAAUCCUAGCCAUAUAUCAAUGCCUGAGUCUUCGUUUAUUACUCCAACUGCAUCAUUGCUGCAGCCUCCUCCUGCCCUCUCUGGCGAUGGGGAGUGGUCUGGAGCCUCCUCUGAUAGUGAAUUUCUUUUACCUGACACAGAUGAGCUGAGAACUCUUAACGUUUCUUCACCUGUUUCUGUAGCUGAAUUUACAUAUACAACAUCUGUGUUUGGUGAUGAUAUUAAGGCACUUUCUAAAAGUGGAAUGAUGUAUGGAAAUGAGACUGAACUGAAAAUGUCUUCUUUCAGUGACACGGCAUACCCUUCUAAAAGCACAGUCAUGCCAAAGAUGUCUGAUUUUGUAAAUAAGUGGAGUGAAUCUUUAAAAGAAACCUCUGUUUCUAUUUCUAGCAUAAAGGGCAUGUUUUCAGAGUCUCUUGUUUAUCCCACAACUAAGGUUUUUGAUCAGGAGAUUAGUCAAGUUCCAGAAAUUAUCUUCCCCGUUCAACCUACACACACUGCAUCUCAAGCAUCUGGUGACACAUGGCUUAAACCGGCGCUUAGCAUAGACUCAGAGCCAGCAUUCUCUGACACUGCUUCUAGGGAAGUAUUACACCCUUCAACACAGCCCUUGCUCUAUGAGACUGCAUCUCCUUUUAAUACUGAAGCAUUGCUGCAACCCUCCUUUCAGGCUUCUGAUGUUGACACCUUGUUUAAAACUGUCCUUCCAUCUGGGCCGAAUGAUCCAGUAGUGGCUGAAACCCCCCAGAUUGAACAAAGUAGCUCUUUUAUGUCUCAUCCCAUGGCAUCAGAGUCUACUUCAAGCGAAAGCACGUUGCACUUUACAUCUGUACCAGUUCUCGAUAUAUCACCUUCUACUGUGCCCUUCACUUCACUUCAAGGCUUAACAGUCCCUCACUCGAGUGAGAAAUAUUUUGAACAAGGUUUGCUUAAGAGCAAAAGUCCCCAGCAAGUGCUGCCGUCCUUGUACAGCAAUGACGAGUUUUUCCAAGCGUCCCAUCUGGAUGUUAGCCAGGCCUAUCCUCCAAAAGGGAGACAUGCAUUCGCUACUCCAGUUUUAUCAAUUGAUGAACCACAAAAUACGCUUAUAAACAAGCUUGUGUAUUCUGAGGAAGUUUUCACACGCACUGAAAUUUCUAUUACUGGUCUCCCAACUGUUGUUUCUGAUGUACUUAUAUCUACUGACCAUUCUAUUCCAUUAGGAAGUGGGCCCAUUUCCAUGACAACUGUUUCUCCCGACAGAGAUGAUUCUGUGACCACAGCCAAGUUGCCUCUUCCUUCUAAAGCUACUUCUAGGCUGACUCAUAGUGCCAGAUCUGAUGCCAAUUUAGUGGGAGGUGGUGAAGAUGGUGAUGACUAUGAUGAUGAUGAUUAUGAUGACCUAGAUAGUGACCGCUUUCCUGUGAAUAAGUGUAUGUCAUGUUUACCCUAUAGAGAAUCACAGGAAAAGGUAAUGAAUGACUCAGACACCCAGGAAAACAGUCUUGUGGAUCAGAGUGACCCAAUAUCACAUUUGCUAUUUGAGAAUACAGAAGAAGAAAAUGGAGGUACAGGUGUAACUAGGGUGGAUAAAAGUCCUGAUAAAUCACCACCACCAAGUACACUACCCCAGAAGCACCAUGAUGGAAGAGAGGAUCCUGACAUCCAGAUGGGUAGUGCUGUCCUUCCUCACGCUUCAGGAUCUAAAGCAUGGGCAGUUUUGACAAGUGAUGAAGAGAGUGGGUCAGGGCAAGGCACCUCAGAUAGCCUUAAUGAUAAUGAGACUUCCACAGAUUUCAGUUUUCCAGAUGCUAAUGAAAAGGAUGCUGAUGGUGUCCUGGAAGCAGAUGACACAGGCAUAGCUCCGGGAUCUCCACGGUCCUCCACACCAUCUGUUACUAGUGGGCAUUCAGGAGUAUCCAACAGUUCAGAGGCAGGUUAGUUAUGAGCAAAGGGAAAGAAUUAGAUGUGCUAAUUUUCUUGCUAUGAAAGUAAAAAUAGAAGAAUCGUGGAAGAAAAGAAUUCUGGUCCGCCAGCAAAUCGUCACUUUCUAAUCAGAACGUUCAACCAUUUAUAGCUCUUAUAAGUACGAUUUUAUUCAUGAUUUCAAAUGAAUAUCCAACCUAUUUUGGUCCUUGAUUUAAUUAUCUUCAAAAUACAUUGUUUGUGUGUUGUUACUAAUUCCUAUCCUACAGGGUUCCUAUUGUGUGUAGAAUCGAUUAUGUAUGCGUAAUACACAAUUAGUAUAUUACAACGCAGUGUGCUAAGUGUUCAUACUUGUAUUCUAAAAUAAGUUGUAAACCAAUUCUAUUGGAUUUAAAAAUCUCAGUAAUAUGCUAUAAGCACCUAUCCAUCAAUGGAAAUCAAGAAGACACUCCAUAUGUGCACAUCAGCUUGGAGAGCUUCUAAAAAAGAAUUACAGGGCUAAGAUUUGAUAGCUAAGGAAGGCUUUUAUAAGCAUCAUAUUGUUUUUAAUCUUUCUUUGAGCUUCUUUAUGUUGCCUAAAGAGGGCAGUAUAAACCAGCAGAAUACAUUCUACUUUGUGUUUGUUACAGUGUCAUUCCAACUUAAAUAAUAGACAUGAAUAUGCAUAGUAUGUAUAGGUAUUGUGUGACAAGAUGUAAAAGAAAAAAGAAAAAGCCUAGAGCCUUUUCUGUAGGAAUGCAUUUUAUUGUUAAUAUAUUUUAUGCAAAUUGGUUUAUUAGCCAGAUGUUUCUUGGAGCAGAUUGCAACAUGCAAUACAGAUGUGUGCUUUAAAUGUCAAUGGUAACAAAACUCAAGUUUAAUUCCAUUAAGUGUAUAACUCCAUUGAAUUCAUAGCAAGAAUUUUAUAAUUUGCUUUGAUUAAGUGAUAAGGUAUUUUUUUAAUUAACAAGAAAAGUAUUUAAAUCUUUACAAGUCAAAAGAUAAGCUAAUGUAUAUGUAAUAUUGGGUAAUAAUUGCAUAGAAUUUAAUAUUCAAAAUUCACAGGAUAGAGCCAAUCUCAUUAAAAUAUAUAUUCUCUUUGUUAUUUUCAUCAUUCACAUUAGUUGCAAACUCUUUAGUAAUUAAGAGAUUAUGUAUUUAGACAGGGCAGCUUCUUUUUCUGUAUUCUGACUUGAUCUCCAUUUAUCAUUGCAUUUCAGCUUCAAUGUCUGAACUAAUGUGUGAGAAGGAGUAAUGAAUCCACGGGUCACUGUAGUCAGGAGUGUUGCUACAUAUGUGAAUUGUUAUCAGUCCUCAAUUAUAGCACUUGUUUUUCUCUUUAUAUUUUUAGAUUUAUUUGAAAGAGAAAGAUCAUGAAUAUACUCUAAUGGAAAGACCAUACAUAUAUAACAAAGCACUACAACUAGAAUUAUUGAAGAAAGUGAUUUCUCUUAGAUGUACUAAUUAGAUUUAUUUAACUGUCAAGAGUAAGUUCUCCCACUAAUGAAAACAAAGCAAUAUGGAUAUGACAUCCAUCUUCAGGAAAUAAUAUAAUUAAUGAAGGAAGUAGAAUCAAAUAUAGAAUUAGGGAAAACAAUUUUUUAACCGUUUUUAAAACUGUAUCUGUAAAACUAAUUCAAAGUCAGUCUUAUCCAAUUAUUGAGUAUUCCCUAAUCUGAAGCUCAUCAUUUAUGGUACUUCUAAAUUGUAGAAAAACUGACAUGAUGUUUCUUAAAAUAAUAUAAAUAGGGCAAAUAUACAUGAGAGUGAACACAGACUGUAAGACACUUGAUCUAGUUCACAUAAAGAGUCAAUGCAAAACUAACUCUGGGGAUGUAUUAUUAGUGUCUGUCUCUUAGAACAUGCUUACGUGAUUGAGAUCAAUAAAAUAUAUUUUAUGCUUAAA